CUGGGCAAAACACUUGGCAGUCAGUGUGGCAGUAAUCACGGACAGUCGCGUACACGAGUGAAAACAUGCUCUGUUUAAUAGUGCCACUUAUUGCUUUGGCGUACAUCUUUUGGGAUGUCAAUUACUUCCUACGCAUCGCUUUCACCAUCGGAAUCGGGAGAUUGUUCCAGAAGAAAUGCGGGGUCAACGACACUACAACUAUUUACGGUUUCUGCACAACACAGGACGUUGACAUAUUCUUGAAGCACAUGAACAAUGCCCGGUAUGUGAGGGAGCUGGACUUCGCCCGCUUCCACUUCUAUGACAGAACGGGCAUCUACAAGAACAUCAUCGAAGCCAGGGGCCACGCGCUACAAGGGGCAUCCAGCAUCAGAUAUCGACGGACUAUACCGAUAUUCACCGCGUACAAAAUUGAAACCAAGCUAAUAUAUUGGGAGGAUAAGACCCUUUUCAUUGAACAGAAGUUCAUCACACUUAACGACGGUUUCGUGCGCGCUGUGAUCAUUUCCCGACAGAACCUGAUUGACGUUGACGUUGCUACGCUCUUCAAGAACCUUCCUGGAGCAGACACCAAGCUGGAAUGCCCAGAAGAGGUGAAACAUUGGCUCCAAUCCAUAGAGGUGUCCAGCGCGAAGCUAAGAAAGAAAGAUUAGAUAGCAAUUCUAGAAUUAAGGAAAUAUACUUUUUUAAUGUU
Molecule: messenger RNA, 694 nt
Organism: Aricia agestis (brown argus)
Lineage: Eukaryota; Metazoa; Arthropoda; Insecta; Lepidoptera; Lycaenidae
Product: protein THEM6-like
Exons: 3
Coding region: 66-653 (195 amino acids)
Source: RefSeq, a predicted model, not a curated record